UUGUACAUACAUUUAUGCAUUGUUAUCUAUAGCUUUGUGGUGUGUGGGGGGUUUUUGUGGGUUUGGUGGGGGUUUUUAUUAAGAAAAUGUAACUUUAUUAUUUUACAAUAAUGUCAGUAUUUUCCUGUAGGAUCUGGGGGAAGGAAAUUGGUUCAUAGUUUUGAAAUUCUACCCUGCUUGGUCUUAAAAGCAAAUACAGCAGUUUAAAUAUAGAUCUUCGAGUAGCUUCUGGGAAAGGGACUCAUGAAUGAAUUGAUUUUACUUUUAGUGUUCUUAUAACCCUAUUUUAAAAUCAUGAGGAUCGGUAAUUAGCUUUGAAGUAAAAUACCUCAAGGCCAUGCAGCCUUUCGGGUGAGUAUCUUUGAUCCAAACUAAUACUGCUCAGAAGUCCAGGAAGUUUUGCUGUUACUUCUUUACUGUAUAAAUGUUUCUUUCACAAGUGUGAUUUAUAAUGUAAUCUGUUUCAGUUAAGCUUUUUUUCAUUAUAUUUUGUAUAGUUGAGUGUGUUAAUGCUUCUGAGGCUGUAUAAAUAACAUGAUUAUGAUAAUUUUUUUAGGAAAAGUUUGAAACAAUACAAGCGCUUUACUGAUAGAUAAGAAGAAUGAAUUCUGGUACUAGGUUGAAGUACAGCCCAUGGCAUCGCAGCUUAAUAUUUUUAACGGCUUUUCUCUCUUCUAAGAAGCAGCCCAGAUGACUACCAUGUGAUAUGACUAGAUUUUCCAUUCAGUGUUUUUAAAACAAGAUGAUGUAUAGAAAAUACUCCAGGGGAGAAGAAAAAUCUAUCAAUAACCUUGGGCUGUUUCUUGGUUUUGAUAACAGUUGGCUGAAGGAGACCAUAUACAUUCUGUUAACAUAAUGUAGGAUGCAGUCUUAGGUUUGUUUUCUACAUUUGUUUGAUGGAAUGGCCCAACAUUAUCAUGUUUGAUAACUGAUUGGUACUGUACUAUCUUGCAGCAUAGUAUGCAUACUGGAGAUGUGGAAACCAUGUAGCAGAAAGCUUUGAGCAGUUGUGGAUUAUCAGUUUCUCCCAACAGCAAUAAAAAGCGAAAAAUGAAGGUGACUGGAUUUAUUUACCUAUGGACGUUGGUAUCACUGCCUUGUGGCCGGUUAGCAAAUCCUGCAGAACAUGAAGAUGUAGUAAAGCAUGCCAUAAAGCUGCACCGUGGGAAAGGAGCUGUUAUCACUCAGAGAAAGCAGUGGAUGUUGGAGAGCUGCAGAAAACUGUCUGGUCUUCUUCGCCAAAAGAAUGUUGUUCUCAACAAACUAAAAAAUGCUAUAAGAGCAGUUGAGAAGGAUGUGGGACUGUCAGAUGAAGAGAAACUUUUUCAGGUGCAUACCUUUGAAAUUUUCCAAAAGGAGCUAAAUGAAAGUGAAAACUCAGUCUUUCAAGCAAUCCAUGGCCUCCAGAGAGCUCUACAGGGUGAUUACAAAGAUGUUGUAAAUAUGAAAGAAAGCAGUAGACAAAGGCUGGAAGCCUUGAGAGAAGCUGCAAUUAAGGAAGAAAUGGAAUACGUUGAACUCUUAGCAGCAGAAAAACAUCAGGUUGAAGCCCUUAAGAGCAUGCAGCAUCAAAACAAAAGCCUGUCAAUGCUUGAUGAAAUUCUAGAAGAUGUCAGGAAGGCAGCUGAUAGAUUGGAAGAGGAAAUAGAAGAGCAUGCCUUUGAUGACAACAAAUCUGUAAGAGGUGUAAACUUUGAAGCAGUUUUAAGGGUGGAAGAAGAUGAAGCCAACUCCAAAAGAAAUGCUUCAAAAAGAGAAGUAGAAGAUGACUUAGGUCUUAGUAUGCUCAUUGAUUCCCAGAACAAUCAGUAUAUCCUUACCAAGCCCAGAGAUUCAACCAUUCCUCGUGCUGAUCAUCAUUUCAUAAAGGAUAUUGUGACAAUAGGAAUGUUGUCUUUGCCAUGCGGCUGGCUGUGCACAACAAUAGGAUUGCCGACCAUGUUUGGGUAUAUCAUCUGUGGAGUACUCUUAGGACCAUCAGGACUGAAUAGUAUCAAGUCUAUUGUACAGGUGGAGACAUUAGGAGAGUUUGGUGUAUUCUUCACUCUCUUUCUAGUUGGUCUGGAAUUUUCUCCUGAAAGAUUAAGAAAGGUAUGGAAAAUAUCUCUGCAGGGACCCUGCUACAUGACGGUUCUGAUGAUUGCCUUUGGUUUACUAUGGGGACACUUGCUCCAAAUUAGACCAACGCAAAGUGUCUUCAUUUCCACUUGUUUAUCUUUAUCAAGCACACCACUGGUGUCAAGAUUUCUUGCAGGUAGUGUUCGAGGAGAUAAAGAAGGGGAUAUUGACUACAGUAGCGUACUACUUGGCAUGUUGGUGAUGCAGGAUGUGCAGCUUGGUUUGUUUAUAGCUGUCAUGCCUACACUUAUUCAAGCAGGAGUGAGCACACAUUCCAGCAUUUUCAAGGAAAUACUGAGAAUACUGAUACUGAUUGGCCAAAUUCUCUUUUCUCUGGCUGCUGUUUUUCUUGUAUGUCUUGUUACAAAGACUUAUCUCAUAGGACCAUAUUAUCGCAAGUUGCAUGCAGAAAGCAAAGGGAAUAAAGAAAUCCUCAUUCUAGGAAUAACUGCAUUCAUCUUCCUUAUGUUAACGAUCACAGAGCUGUUGGAUGUUUCAAUGGAGCUGGGAUGCUUCUUAGCCGGAGCUCUGAUCUCUUCUCAGGGUCACAUGGUUACUGAGGAGAUUAUGUCCUGUAUUGAACCAAUACGUGACUUUCUUGCCAUCAUUUUCUUUGCAUCCAUAGUCUACAGGGCAUAUGGAGUUUGAAAUUGGGCAUCAGGACCAUAUCUGCCACUGGUGAGGAGGCACAUUACUUCCUCUGACUGACAAAGCUCUGUGUCCUCAAUGUGCUGUACAGAUGUACUCACUGGUCAGGCUCUGUGAUUCCCUUCUGGGUAAAUUUUGUGGUCAGUGUUAGACCUUGAAUGCAAGAUGCUGAAAACUCUUUAUCAGUGUGGUCUUUUUCUUCAGAAGAUGGGCGAUGCUGACACUGUCAGCAGUAUCACCAUCCAGAACAAUGAGCCUCUCGAAAUUUCUGUUGAAUUUGAGAGAAAUCAAAGGAAGAUCCCAACUGGAAUUCAUUAGGUGACAACAUCACCUUGCCCUUAUCCAUACAGCUCUACUGCUUUGUUGUCCUGCAUGGAACACAAGGUAACUUGGAGGUUUCAAGCUCUCAGAACUGACGUUAGAAUCCAGAGGACUUUCCCCUUUGCAGGAAAAUGGUUUUGCCCUCUGCUACUUAAUUUAACCACGGUUGUGGCGUUUAUUGCAUUUGCUAGCUGUGAUCUUAGGUUCAUUAAGACUCUUAGUAGAUACAGCAUCCCAGUGCAUCACUGAUGUGAUUUUUCUGAGUGAUGUCCUGUCUUGAGGAUGCAUUAGAAUUAAUUCUACUGGCUUCAGUUUGACCAACAGUUCUAGUUUCUGUAAUCUUGUUUGCCGUCAAGGAUCUCAAAGAUUCCUUUUCUUGAUGUUGGAUCUUCCAGCAUGUGGCCGUGACUGUAUUUGAAUCUUUGCGUGCUGUUUAGCAGCCAUGCAGCAGACUGGUGGAAUCUGUCUAAUCAGUGGGGAGGGGGAGUUUACCUGUUAAGAAAAAAGUACUUAUGAAAAGAAUGUGCAAAAUCUUGCCUGUAAUCAUCCGUAGAAGAACACAUACCAACUUAUACGAGUGAACUCUGCUUUUUGGCUUGACAUUGAUGCAAGGUCACCCUUGCCCUAAGGCCUCCAUGCCAGCUAUUCCAGAACCCUGCUUAGAAUUGAAGUCUGGUGGCUUGUGCUCAGCUCUGUGAAAGUGUACCUAAGUGAUAUCCUAGCUAUUGGUGACAGGCCAGCAUGCCACACGCUACCUGAUGACGGUGCUGAAGUUCUUGAAUUAUUUGAUUGAAGCCUUUCUUCCGUCCAUAGUGACUCCUGAGCUUAGUCACAAAAUCCGAUUAAAACCAUUGAAAUAAAUGCCCAUAUUCUUGCACCUUCUGUCCAUGAAGUUAAUCUUUGAUGGCGUUCAUGUUGUCGGGAAGGCUUCACAUGCUUGUGUAGCAGUAUGAUGUAACUUGUGGCCUUAUCCUAAGUUUUCAUCUAGGGCUGGGGCAAAGGUCUGUCAUGACCAUGAAAAAUCCACUAUGGUGGGAUUUAUUUCCCCCAAAACACAUCCGCGUGCUGGGAUGUUUGUUUGCUCGGAAUAGUGUAUGUAACAGGUUUAGGCUUGCUUCACCUUGCAGACAAUUCCAUCACAGGAUUAGUAUAGAAAUCUGUGAUAGUUUGUGCCUCAGCUCUUUCAAAUAUAGUAAUAAUCUCCGCAUUGGGAGGCUGUUCCAAAUGAACUUCAGGCUGCCUGUCUGCUCCAGAACUGAGAAGGUAGAUCAACUAGUAGUGAUGAGAGCACUAGGCUGUAUUUAUAGUCUCCCUUGGAAAUCUUCAAUUCCGGAUGUGGCAGAGCUGGCCAUCUUGUCAAACACGACGUUGUUACAGGCUGCAUUUCUUGAGUUGCUUUUCAUGUGUAUGGUUCUGAGACAGGCCUAAAAGUGAAUGAGAAAUGUGCAUGUGAUAAACAGCAAAAAAACAGAAGCUACUUGACCCUCCAUGUGCAUGCAUGCACGCAUUAGGAUUUCUUUUUUUUGGUGUGAUGUUCGUCCCUCGUUCUGCAAUCUCUCCCCUUAUUCUGACAGUCUUUUGCAUUUGUGCUUCAGUAGUUGGAAGGGAAUUAAGAAAUGAAACAGGGUGUGUGCCUGCUGACUGGGUAGUACUUGUACAAAAAUCUGAUUUAUUUGAAGUACAUUUUCAUCCGCAAUGGAAUGUGCAUAUGGACAAAACAUCACAAAGUUACUUACAGUAACUCCUCUUGUGCAGUCAGGAAUAGAUGACUCUUAGUUCUCCACAGUGCUGCUGGCUCUACAGCUUUAUGGGGCAGGGAAAAUUAGCGAAAACUUGUCUUGCGUUAAAAUGAGAAGUUACAGCAUCAAUUUAUGUGCCUCGUGCUGGAAAGCUAAACUGUUGUCCUUCACCAGAAAUAACUGGGUUGGAGAACUGCCAACUAUUAUGGAUUUAUCAGGAACACCACCACUAUUUUGGUUCCUCUUUUUAAGAGCUUUUAUGAAAAAGGAAUGAGCUUCUAAAGAUACAGAGUUAUGUUUCCCUGCACGAGUUCCUCAUACCCUUAGGAGGAAAAAAUGGACCUAGUCGGCUGUGAGUAAGAUUCUUCCUCAGUGACUCCAGGACUUCUCCAACAAAUGCUACUUUUUCUUCUGUUCAAUAUUAGCAGGACUUAGCUUUAAAUUGCUAUGCUUUUUAUGGUUCUUCUUUUCUCAUUUUUAUAAUUACCAAAUAAAAAUGACACAGACAAAAAAGGCAACCUCCUCCCCAAAAAACCCCAACAUCAUAGCAAUAGGGUUUUAUAUGAUUCCUUGAUUGUUAGACCAUGCUUAGGGGUUUAUAACUUCACCUGAUUCCAGUCUAAGUGACUUUUCCAGUUCAGGAAACACUUUCAGACUUUGCAUGUGAGCGUCACAGGAUCAAAACAGUUACAUUUUCUGUUUCUACAAUCUGUGCAAAUACUGAAUAUCGUGUUCUCCCACAGUGAUAGUCCAUUACCAUGUCAUACAAAAAUGUUAAACGGCUAGCAGUAUAUGUUACAAUCACUGUGCAGAACAAUGGAAUUGUUUUCCUGCAGUAUUUUUAUAGCUUUCAUUAGAGGUGUGUUUCAGUUUAGAUUCUGGAUUGCUGACUGGUGUGCAAGAGAGAAAACUUUAUAACUGGAAGUGCUCCUGCAUCGGUCAGAUACAAUUUAACUCAAUUGGGAAUACUGUUUGUGCUAAACCCAUCCGAAGGAAAAAAAGGUUGGAUAAUGCAGGAAGUGCUUUAGUGAUUAAGUAGGUAUACUGUUCAUAGGUAUGCUAGGGCUUUUUUGUGUUUGUUUUUUGAGAAUACGGUCUUGCAAUUAAAUCUAUUGUUAACUUAGAAAAUUGUCAUAGCAAGGUAUUGGCUUUAAACUUUGAAAUACUGUUUUCUUUCC
Messenger RNA from Grus americana (Whooping crane), 6004 nucleotides. It is a transcript of the gene SLC9D1, whose product is annotated as transmembrane and coiled-coil domains 3. NCBI's taxonomy places the organism in Eukaryota, Metazoa, Chordata, Aves, Gruiformes, Gruidae. The record is from RefSeq and is a predicted model, not a curated record. Bases 1051 to 2766 code for a protein of 571 amino acids. Gene Ontology annotation, biological process: proton transmembrane transport; potassium ion transmembrane transport. Gene Ontology annotation, molecular function: potassium:proton antiporter activity. The transcript is spliced from 10 exons. Gene Ontology annotation, cellular component: membrane.